UGACAGUUGACAGUUGAUACACGUACGGAGACUGUCCAGCGAGGUGUAUAAAUAGGACAUGUUUUGCUACAAUUAAUUUAAAAACAUCUCGUGGUGAAGAGAUGAACUACCAAGAGUACUUAAUAAACAAAAUAUUUACUUAAAGACAUAAUUCAAUAUGAUUGAAGGGUACGGGGCAGUCACCCAAGCCCUUCUGGGGACACUAUUGACGUGGGGACUUACAGCAGCCGGCGCUUCUUUAGUAUUUUUUGUACGAGGAAAACAGAGAAAACUUCUUGAUGUUUCACUUGGUUUUGCCGCUGGUGUUAUGACUGCGGCAUCAUACUGGUCACUCUUGGACCCAGCAAUAACACUUUGUGAGAAGCAAGGGAUAUAUGGCAAAUAUGCUUUCCUGCCUGUUGCUGCGGGAUUCCUGCUUGGAGCUGUAUUUGUAUUUGGAACAGAUGUGUUCUUAGACUAUUUGGGACUUAAUUCAACAAACAUGAUGAUGUCCAUAACGAAAAGUAAAGAAGGCAAAGAGAAAAUAGAAGACUUGGAAAUGAUGACGGCGUUGAACCGGCCGUCGGUGCCUACGAGCGUAGUCACGUUAGACCCCGUGCAGCCGACCGACUUCGCGGACUGCAUCAACAGCCAGCACGCGACACAGCGGCGGCGGCAUCACCACUCACAGCACUCGCUCUCGAAACCCACAGAGAACGGCGAGGGCGACCGCCGCGACAGCCUCCAGCGCUCGCUGGAAGCGCGACAAUCGCAGUGGAAACGCAUCAUGUUGCUGGUGGUGGCCAUCACCGUGCACAACAUACCUGAGGGGCUCGCCGUCGGCGUGUCAUUCGGCGCGGCGGCGGCCAGCGACGACGUCGCUAACUCCUUCCAUGUCGCCAGGACAUUAGCCCUGGGCAUCGGCAUCCAGAACUUUCCAGAGGGCUUGGCGGUUAGUUUGCCGCUGCAAGCCGCGGGAUUCUCCACUUGGAGGGCGUUUUGGUAUGGCCAGUUGUCCGGCAUGGUGGAGCCAGUGUUCGGCGUGCUGGGCGCGGUAGCGGUGGCGGCGGCGGAGCCCGCGCUGCCCUACGCGCUGGCCUUCGCCGCCGGCGCGAUGAUAUACGUCGUCGCCGACGACAUCAUCCCCGAAGCCAACGCCUCAGGCAACGGUAAGCUGGCAACGUGGGGCUGCAUCGCCGGCUUCAUGGUGAUGAUGUGCCUGGACGUGGGGCUCGGCUAACGACCCGCGCCCUCCCUUCAUGUCUUCUCACCGCGACCACGGCUCCCAGAUAACAAUCACUGUAAAGUGCAAGACAAACUGAAAACAUACAGCAGAAACGUCCAAUCUGGGCUAAAAGUAUGGAAAGAAGUCUAAUAUGAACUAAUUGUGUAAUAACAACAACUAUAAUGUUUAGUGUUGGUGAUAUAUCGAAAUUUCAUACGGUUAUUUCUUUUUUAGUUUAUCUUGCGCUUUAUAAUAGCAACUGCAUAUGCCCAAAUAUUUGUGCACCAAAGAAAUUGGGCCUAUGAGUGGGUUUAUAUAUGAAUCAAAGUUAGCCGGGCAUUGCAUUGUUAAGAUUAGUUCAAAUGUUGGUAAGUAAUGCCUACUUUUUCUAUGGUACCCUGUGCUCAUUUUUUUAUAAAACAUUACUAUAGAUGACUGUCGCUUAUGUUCUCACUGUCGUAACUACAUUGUUCCGCAACUAAUAACAAAUAUAGCUAACUGUCUUUGUCCAGUUAAUUUUCUUAUAUCUAUAAAACAAUUAUAGAAUAUUUCUGUUUUUGUAAUAUUUAUGAUUAUGAAUCCUAAACGAAAACUCGAAAAACGUAGUUAGCUGAAAUAUUCAAUCCACGUAAUAAUUAUUGUGUAUCCUUUUGCUCUACACUCUCCAGUGGACAAUUACUGUCGCUUGGUAUAGUUCCGAAAGUUAUUUAAUUAUAUCAUCAUCUUUUAUUAUACUACAUAAAGUAUUCGAAAUUUGCUAUAAUUAUUACGUGGAUCUAAUGUUUUUCAAUUAACGGAACACACAAGUAAAUGCAAUAAUACGAUAUUCCUUGUAAAUAUGUACGAUAAAUAAUAACUAAUUAAGGUACUGCCAACAAUUGAUAUCAAUUAUUAAAUGUAAAUUUAAGAAUGCCUUUAGUUUGCGGUUUUAUUACACGAAAUACGAAUCGCUACACGCUAUCAGAAGCUGACUUUACUUCCGAGUAAUCUAAAUAGAUAAUUCCCACAGUAAUUUGACCGCCGAUACAGCGUAAACAAAUUAAUUGUUAUAAAUACUAGAUGUCAAAACAUAACGGCAAAAUCGAACAGUUACAGAAAGCGUAACGUUCUAACAUUAAAGUUUUACUACACAUAGUUGUGCCUAUACCUAUUCACAUGUUAGUACCAAGUUAUGAAGAGGUCAAUAAUGUUUUGUCCUACUUCUAAAUAAAUCAACUGCCUAAUUAUCCUGAUAAAAUUGUUAUUCAAAAAGGAAAUGAAAUGCGGCGAUAGCCGUGUAUGGCUGCGUCUGAUACGUAAUUCGGUGACCAUUACUUUUUCCUCGUACAUAUUUUAGUGCCGGUACUAAAUUAAAUGGCGUGCUAAUGAAUUGAAACAUUGUAAGUAUUGUAAUUCAGUGUCAAAAUAUUUAAUUUUUACGUACAGUUUUGUGUCUUUGCAAAGGAAAUGGAUCUCUGAAACCUGGAAAGAAGUGGCGCUAGUGUAAUUUAGCCAAAGCCUUUUCUUCACAAAUCAGACAAAUCUGCAAUAAUACCGUUAUCUUAGUAAACUUGACAUCAGUGACACUCGGUUCUAAAAGACUAUGUUGAAGUAUACAAAAGGCUAGCGAUUAAGUUAAACUACCAUAUCUAUAUUUAAGUACCUAUCGUUCACAAAUUUUAUUAUUAUUAAUAAUUACCUAUAGAAAUUAUUCCUCCGUUUUUUUAUCAAGAUUUAAAUUUAUCUCCGCUGCAUAGAAUAAUAUAUCCACCUAAUUUUAUUUAGAUAACAGAACGUUGCAACAUGGAUAGUUGACGAUGCCCAAGAUUAAUAUGAUAAAUAUGAUAAUGACAAUGGCAUACUGUACCAAAAGUGUGAAGCAACCGUACGACACAGCAAGUAGCUGUGUCAACAAUGUUUUUAAUGUUCCCUAAAACUGUAGGCUUCAUUAUAUUUUGUGCCAAGCCGUUCGAAUACCUAUUGCAGCAAAAUGUGAAGUCCAUAUUAAUGAGUAUCCAUAUUAGUGGUGUUUUUAUUUCAUGUAUUUUAAAAAUAAUUCUAUAUAUUUAAUUUUAAUAAAAGUAAGUAUAAGUUUUUUCAGCGCGCACAACGGAUUAGACUAAAUUAUGAAAGACAAUAUCGUUAACUAUUUUAGAUUUAUUAUUUGUGUUUAAAAUAACACAGAGAUAUUAUUUGAUGUUAAUACAUUUGACUAGCCGCACGAGGCUAAUGGGUGCUCAGUUAAGUUUAAAUAAGCUUUAAAUAUAGGUACUUAUUUCCAUCAUUCCAACUGUAUUUGGUCAUAGGAAGCAUUUAUUAAAAAAUUGCUAUAGCCUGUAAAAAUCCUUUAUUACGUUUACUUUGCCUAGGCAUCUACGGUCCAUACAUAUUGUGAAGUGCAGCUCCCCAACACCACUGCCUCACAAACUAUAAUACAUAUUUAUUGCUCAAAAAAUUUAAUGAGCUUUUCGAUAGCUAUUACGGUUUUGGGGUGGUGCAUAUGUUUGUAGGUGUACGUUCUUACGUCAACGUUAUUAUUGUCAGCUGUCAAUAAGGUGCCACUGACAAAUGUCAAAUAAAUGUCAACCGUGCAAGUGGUAACUACUGUCUGAAACGACGCUUUGAUUUGACUAGCAAGAACUUGCAUGCAAUUUACGUUACAUUGCCGACUACUAAGUUGAACUGCGUUUAAAAGUUUGAUCAGAUACCGCAAUAUGAUGAAAAUUGCAAGCAAGUUCUUGCUGGUCAAACCACGCUUGAGAGCAAAGCUACGGGUGUUCAGAUAAUCAUGUAAAUCAAUAACAUUGAAAUAAGUUUAGCAGAAUUGAGAUAUACGAAUUUAAUGUGUAGGUAAAUUAGUAUUCUUUUUGUUAUCUUAAUUUUAAAAUAAAUUAUGAAAUGCAGCA
Messenger RNA from Cydia pomonella (codling moth), 4089 nucleotides. It is a transcript of the gene Zip48C, whose product is annotated as zinc transporter ZIP11. Gene Ontology annotation, molecular function: zinc ion transmembrane transporter activity. Gene Ontology annotation, cellular component: membrane. Gene Ontology annotation, biological process: zinc ion transmembrane transport. The transcript has 7 exons. The coding region runs from base 158 to 1219 and encodes 353 amino acids. The record is from RefSeq and is a predicted model, not a curated record. NCBI's taxonomy places the organism in Eukaryota, Metazoa, Arthropoda, Insecta, Lepidoptera, Tortricidae.